Messenger RNA from Fusarium proliferatum ET1, 1035 nucleotides. RefSeq lists its product as uncharacterized. NCBI's taxonomy places the organism in Eukaryota, Fungi, Ascomycota, Sordariomycetes, Hypocreales, Nectriaceae. The record is from RefSeq and is a predicted model, not a curated record. The transcript has 3 exons. Bases 1 to 1035 code for a protein of 344 amino acids.
AUGAUGAGCCAGUACACUAUGGCACAACCAGAUCAUGCCUACAAGUCUUCAACAAUGUCCAACAGUCCCUGGAAUGCAGCUCGCAGCUCAUUUACCGAUCCCUCGGUACAUGGCAGUUUCGACAAUGGCUUCUACUCAGCACAAAGUGUCAGCUACUCAGCAAGCAACUAUAACCUAGCUGGCGGUCUGCCCAUUGGUACUGGCGGCCAUUUGUCGCGACCCGAGUCAACCUAUCCCGCUGGUCCAUCAUACAGCGCCCGUCCUGCUUCAGGAUCAUACGGAAAGCCUGUCGUCCAUGGCUCAUACAAGGGAGCUACCUCUCAGUCCUGGGAGAACCAUGAUCGAUACUCACCCACCGACUCGGUGGACGAUAUCAUCGCAUCACCUAACCUAUCCGACUACUCCCUGGAAAAUGGGAUGAGCAACUCUGCUCCCGGAGGAAAGUCAAAGUCAUCUGGCAAAGGUCGAUCGCAAAGACGUCCCUCAAACCGUGACGAGUUUGACGGUCCUCAUCAAUUCUUGCAGCGACCACCUCCCGAUGUCAUUGCUAUGCAGGAACGUGAACUUCCUCACCUGCCUACGAACCUUCAUGUCCAAGAGCAGGACAGUGUUUUGAGCCAGGUCAAUGACCGGCUAUCGCAAUGCGCAUACGAUUUCGUUGCCAAGUAUCAGUUUCCGAUUCCUCUCACUCAGGACAUGAGGCCUGUUGAGCGACCUCAGGAUCGAGAAUGGACCGAGUGGGUUUACCUCCUCAAGCGCCUCGCAACAAAGCGACGCAUCCCAGCGCGAGUGCUCUACAAUGGGCAGAUCAAGCAGUUUGUCACAAUCCUCGAGAACUCACUCGAGAUGCGACACGCCGCUAAGCACCAGAGUCGCCCUCUCAAGGACGACCGCAACAUCCUUCAGCUGAUCUCGGCUGGUAUUCAGGUGGCCAAGAUCCUGAAGGAUGCGUCGGCGAUGGACUACCUAGACCGACUAUACGUUUCUACAGACAAGCAGAUCCAGGAUCGUGCCGCAGCGCGGUACCGAGCUUAA